UCGGAGCGGAGCGGAGCAGAGCAUCGUGGAGCGCGGAGGGCGAUGGAUGGAACCGAAACCGAAACCGAAACCAAAACCAAUGGUGAUCGUCCAUGGCAGUCCUACCACACUGUUUACACAACCGCCAAAGCAGGAAUGGAUGGGGUUGACAAGGAGAAAGUACAAAGGAUAGUGUAUGAAAUGAGCAAAGGAUCCAAAUAUUUUCAGAAUGAGGAACGGAAGGAGGCUUUUAUUAAGCAGAAAAUUGACAACAUGCAAAUUCAGUGUGCAAAGCUUACACAGGCAGACUUAUCCCAUUUUCAGAAGGUGGCUGAUAGAAGAAUUCUUGAGCUAGAAGCUUCGCGUGACCUCUCACGGUUUUGGUUGCAUGUAGAUAUGGAUGCUUUCUAUGCAGCAGUUGAGACUUUAAGUAACCCUACAUUAAAGGGCAAGCCAAUGGCUGUUGGUAGCAUGUCUAUGAUAUCCACUGCCAAUUAUGAGGCCCGUAAAUUUGGGGUUCGUUCUGCCAUGCCUGGGUUCAUUGCACGUAAAUUAUGUCCAGAAUUAGUCUUUGUCCCAGUAGAUUUCAAGAAGUAUACUUAUUACAGUGAUUUGACCAGAAAAGUUUUUCGGAGGUAUGAUCCCAAUUUCAUGGCUGCUAGCCUGGAUGAAGCAUACCUUGAUAUAACUGAAGUUUGCAAAGAAAGGAAUGUCAAAAGUGAAGAAAUUGCCCAAGAACUCAGAGCCAGUGUUCAUGAAGAGACUGGUCUCACAUGUAGUGCUGGAGUGGCACCAAAUCACUUGCUGGCCAAGGUUUGUUCAGACAUAAACAAGCCAAAUGGACAGUAUGUUUUGCCAAAUGACCGCAUGGCUGUGAUGACCUUCAUAUCUUCCCUUCCUAUCAGAAAGAUUGGGGGCAUUGGUAAGGUCACUGAACAUAUUUUGAAGGAAAUUUUGGGAAUUAACACAUGUGAGCAGAUGCUGGAGAAGGGUAGCCACCUGUGUGCUCUUUUCUCUCAGUCAACAGCAGAUUUUUUUUACUCUGUCGGUUUAGGUCUUGGGAAGACACAUAAUCCCCAAGUAAGAUUUCGGAAAAGUAUUAGUAGUGAAAGAACAUUUUCUGCCACCGAGGAUGAAGUGCUGUUGUAUAAAAGAUUGGCGGAGCUUGCUGAAAUGCUAUCCACUGACAUGCAUAAAGAGGGUCUGUGUGGGCGAACAUUGACUCUUAAACUGAAAACUGCUUCUUUUGAGGUUCGGACUAGAGCUGCGACUUUACAAAAGUACAUCAGCUCGAGCGAGGAUAUAUUGAAGCAUGCUUCAAAGCUGCUAAAAGCUGAACUUCCUAUUUCAGUAAGAUUGAUAGGCCUGAGAGUAUCACAGUUUAAUGGAGACAAGUGUGGUGUUACAUCUGAUCCUACCCAGAAGACCAUUACCAACUUCAUUACUUCAGGAGAUGCCAAUAGGACUUGUAGUUCUUUUCCAGAUGUUACAGAUCAUGACUUUGUCAGUGAUACAGAAACUGAUCUUUCCAUUGACAGCCGGCAGACAUGUCAGCAUGAUUCCAGAGAUCCUUUAGAUGGUAUUCAUUCAUUAGAUGUAGAUUACCAAGGCUGCACUGUCCGGAAAAAUGAUAGUGCAGAGGAGGUGCAAACGUCUGGCAAUAAUACUACAAGUUCUAACUACAGUGGAUUUACAGAAAUCCUGGGGUCAACUUCUUCGUUCCAGGGGCAGUUUGAGGGAAUUAAUGUGAGUAAUGGGUCUAAUCUCUUGGAGGAUGAGAGACUCAAUUCUUCUUGUCAGGAAAAGACGAUGUUGUGGUUGAAUGGCUACAGGUGCUCACUUUGUGGAAUAGAAAUGCCGCCAAGUUUUAUUGAGGAAAGAUCAGAGCAUUCUGAUUUUCAUCUUGCUGAAAAGCUUCAAAAGCAAGAAUCUAGGAUUCACCAAACAUCUGUUCCGAGUCAAAGUCGGGAUCAGAUGGAUCGAAUCACUAGACAAAGCAAAUCCAAGAAGCAAAAGGUGUCGCAGAAAGAAGGCGGGUAUAAACCCAUUGAUUAUUUUUUCGCUAAAGAGUAAUCAAAGUUUUCAAGUUAUGAUAAUGUUGUGCAUGCAGUUCUGUACCGCAAAACUCAACAUCUGGAAAUUUUUGUAUAAUAUGUAUGUUAUUUUUCCUUGUAACA
Molecule: messenger RNA, 2156 nt
Organism: Gastrolobium bilobum
Lineage: Eukaryota; Viridiplantae; Streptophyta; Magnoliopsida; Fabales; Fabaceae
Product: DNA polymerase kappa
Exons: 14
Coding region: 43-2052 (669 amino acids)
Biological process (GO): error-prone translesion synthesis
Cellular component (GO): nucleus
Molecular function (GO): damaged DNA binding; DNA-directed DNA polymerase activity
Source: RefSeq, a predicted model, not a curated record